This is a messenger RNA of Symbiodinium sp. CCMP2592, 1746 nucleotides long. NCBI's taxonomy places the organism in Eukaryota, Dinophyceae, Suessiales, Symbiodiniaceae. The record is from the annotation of a GenBank genome assembly.
AUGGCCAUCCUUGAUCAGGGCCUCAUGCGUGUGGGCGUCGGCGCCAUCGGCGAGAUCACUGUGGCAGGGCCUGGUCUGGCCUCUGGCUACCUGAAUCUGCCAGAGAAGACGGCCGAAACCUUCCUCCCUGCUUGCCAAGCUUUGGACGGCCGACGGGCCGUACGCACUGGGGAUCUGGCACACUGGACGAACACCGGCAAGCUGAAGUUAGUCGGUCGAAGAGACUCCAUGGUAAAGGUCCGUGGUGCCCGGAUUGAGCUUGGGGAGGUAGAAGGCACUCUUGCCGCCCACCCAGCCGUCAAGUUCGCUGUGGUAACCGUGCACGAGGACAAGCUGGUCGCCUACAUUCAUCCGGCCGUCCCGGCCAACCUGCGCGACUUCUGCAAGGAGCACUUGGUGUCCUAUAUGGUGCCGCACAUUUUCCAAGGCCUCGAAGAGGUUCCGCGGCUACCCACCGGCAAGGUGAACAAGAAAGCAUUGCCAAAGCCGGAGGCGCGCACAGAUGGCGCAGAGGUCGUGAUGGAGCUGGACAGCUUGGGUCAGAUGCGCAAGUUCACGCGCAAGGCUGCAUCGGAAGACAAGGUCUUGGACAACGUGCGCGCGAUUCUCAUUGGCAUCGUCCUCCACUCACAUGCCAUUCCACUGAACCCGAUGAACCCUUCCGAGAUGAUCGACGGCGAGUUCGAACCCCUUGCCUCACACCAGUGGGGUCCCAGGGAGUUGCUGUUGCUGCAGGUGGUUCGAAGUGGAGGAUGGUCUUCCUUGGCUUUCCUGAGCGGCUUCGACGACACCCGUGCCAUGCGCCCGUACGGCCUCACUUACCGCGAGCCUCUGUUUCUCAUCCUGUGGCUUCUCUUGGACUUCAACUGGACCAUGUGGUACCUUCCCGUGUUCGUGUACAUGCGCGCUGCUUUCUGCGCCAUGCACCACCUCGGCCUCGAGAAGCUGCACUUGCUGCUCGCGUCCCAGAUCUGGAUCAUUGCACCUGCCUUCAUCGACAUGUACAUCGGGUGGCGGGAAGGCCUUGGGUCACCACAGCCGUACCUUGAUGCCACAUGCCCAUCGCAGUGCUUCUGCCCUUGGCAGGCGAUGCCUUGGGCCCAAACUGUGGCGCACUACACAGCCGGUUGGUGGGUGCAACCGAGCUCGCCAACAGCAAGCAGCAUGGUGGGCCAUGCACUCAUUUUCAUCCCGUGCUACUGGAUUGGAUUCUACAGCGGCGACAAAAUUUUCAAGGUGCUCACCUUCAUUGCAGACGACCAGAACAUUCUCCGCCGUUUGGUGGUUGCUGGAGUGGCCAUGGGCGUGUAUGCCAUGAUGUACUUGGGAGGACAGCCGAUAAUUCAAGGUUUUGAUGACACUUGCCAGAGCUUUUGGAGCAUGGACGGUGCUUUCCUAUGGGGACAGGUAGGCAAAAACUUGCUCUACUACGCCCUCAACCUCUCGCUGUCCCUGCUUUAUGUCGUGGUGAUUGCAGCCCUGGUGCCUUGCCACCUGCAGUACUUAGCAAAAGUGUGCUUUGCUUCGCUGAUCGUCUCUGGUCUGAUUCCACAGCCCCUUGACACGCCGAGCCAGAUCGUCGUGUUGCGGGAGACAGUGAAUGAGAACUGGGUUAGCGUGGUGGAGCUCUUUUGGAUGUUCUACGUUCCAUUCCUUUUCGAGUUUGUCGUGGGCGCGAUCGUCACAACACUUCUUCCCAUCGUCAUCAAUUGCGGAAUUGCUGCAUGGAAGCGCUGGCACAAGUGA